AUGAUGCUGUCUGAUCUUCUCUCUCCAACUUCUUCAUCUCUCUUGUCUGGAGACUAUAUUGGAAUGGAGAGCUCUGUGGAUGUGCAGAAAGACUGUGAGGAGGACCAGGUGGUGCAAAAUGAUGAUGAUGAGGAGGAGGAGGGUCAAGGUGGUAAUUUCAGGCAGAGGCUGAUGGGUAGGAGGGAGCAAAAAUGGGCAAUGAGGAACAAGGAGUUUCCUCCUCCUAUACCUUUGUUGGCUCGCACUGAGAACUUGCCUUCUCAUAUGCCUUGGGUGUUGAAAAGGCAUUAUACAAGUGAUGGGAGGUUGAUUUUGACUGAGGAGAAGGUUAGGCACCAUGAGUACUUCAGGGCUCAUAGGUCUAAUGGCAGGCUCACUUUGCAGCUUGUGCCUUUGGAUGAUGAAGUUUUGAUUGCCCCAGUUGCUCGUGAUGAGGGAAAUAAAGAUGGGAAUGGGAAUGAUAAUGAGUAUGAUGAUCAGGACCCACAAUGUGAUGAUCAUGGUGAUGAUGAUGAUGAAGAAUAUGAUGAGGAUAUUGAUGGUGAUGAUGAUGAUGGUUAUGGUGAUGAUGAUGAUCAUGUGGUUGAAGAUCAAUCAAUAAGUGGGAAUAUUGGCGGAUCAGCAGCAGGGAAGUGCUUCAAUUUCAACAGUGUGGGGAACAGGAUCACCUUGCAUCUUUGGAGUGCCAGUGCCGGCCAUCAGGCAGGUUCACAGUUAAAAUUUGUUUGA
Prunus armeniaca (apricot) is the source of this 729-nucleotide messenger RNA. NCBI's taxonomy places the organism in Eukaryota, Viridiplantae, Streptophyta, Magnoliopsida, Rosales, Rosaceae. The record is from the annotation of a GenBank genome assembly.